This is a messenger RNA of Ornithorhynchus anatinus (platypus), 3962 nucleotides long. RefSeq names its product N-acetyltransferase 10 (gene NAT10). Gene Ontology annotation, cellular component: nucleolus; 90S preribosome. The transcript has 28 exons. Gene Ontology annotation, biological process: rRNA acetylation involved in maturation of SSU-rRNA. The record is from RefSeq and is a predicted model, not a curated record. Gene Ontology annotation, molecular function: tRNA binding; 18S rRNA cytidine N-acetyltransferase activity; ATP binding. NCBI's taxonomy places the organism in Eukaryota, Metazoa, Chordata, Mammalia, Monotremata, Ornithorhynchidae. Bases 1 to 3081 code for a protein of 1026 amino acids.
AUGCAGAGGAAAAAGGUGGAUAACCGCAUCCGAAUCCUCAUUGAGAAUGGAGUGGCAGAGAAACAGAGGACUCUCUUUGUCCUUGUGGGAGACCACGGAAAAGACCAGGUGGUUAUCCUGCAUCAUAUGUUGUCUAAAGCAACGGUGAAGGCCAGACCCUCGGUGCUGUGGUGUUAUAAGAAGGAGCUGGGAUUUAGCAGCCACCGGAAGAAAAGAAUGAGACAGUUACAAAAGAAGAUAAAAAGUGGAACGCUGAACAUUAAACAAGAUGAUCCAUUUGAACUAUUUAUCGCGGCAACAAACAUUCGAUACUGCUACUAUAACGAAACCCAUAAAAUCCUGGGCAACACUUUUGGCAUGUGUGUCCUUCAGGAUUUUGAAGCUUUGACUCCGAAUCUUCUGGCUAGGACUGUGGAAACGGUGGAAGGGGGCGGGGCAGUAGUGAUCCUCCUGCGUACUGUGAAUUCACUCAAGCAGUUGUACACGAUGACCAUGGAUGUGCAUUCGCGCUACAGAACCGAGGCACACCAAGAUGUGGUGGGAAGAUUUAAUGAGAGGUUUAUUCUGUCUUUGGCAUCUUGUAAGAACUGCAUAGUAAUUGAUGACCAGCUCAACAUCCUGCCCAUCUCCAGUCACAUCGCUAAUAUUAAGGCUCUUCCUCCGCAAACUCCGGAUGACAACCUCACUCCUUCUCAGAUGGAGUUGAGAGAGUUGAAGGAGAGCUUGCAGGACACCCAGCCAGUGGGGGUGCUGGUGGACAGCUGUAAGACGUUUGACCAGGCCAAAGCCGUACUGAAAUUUAUUGAAGCAAUCUCGGAGAAGACACUGAGGAGCACCGUGGCGCUUACAGCUGCCCGAGGCCGAGGCAAAUCAGCCGCUUUGGGAUUGGCCAUUGCUGGGGCAGUGGCUUUUGGGUACUCCAACAUCUUUGUCACCUCUCCAAGUCCAGAUAACCUCCACACCUUGUUUGAAUUUGUUUUUAAAGGGUUUGAUGCCCUGCAGUAUCAGGAACAUUUGGACUAUGAGAUAAUACAGUCAUUGAAUCCUGAGUUUAACAAAGCUGUGAUCAGAGUGAAUGUGUUCAGGGAACACAGACAGACCAUACAGUAUAUUCACCCGGCAGAUGCGGUGAAAUUGGGUCAGGCUGAGCUGGUUGUGAUUGAUGAAGCUGCAGCCAUCCCCCUCCCACUGGUGAAAAACCUGUUAGGGCCAUAUCUGGUGUUCAUGGCUUCAACGAUCAAUGGGUAUGAAGGCACGGGUCGGUCGCUGUCCCUGAAACUGAUUCAACAGCUUCGACAGCAGAGCGCUCAAAGCCAGAUCAGUACGACAGCAGAAAACAAAUCCACAACCACAGCCAGGCUGGCGUCAGCUCGAACAUUACACGAAGUUUCCCUCCACGAGUCGAUCCGCUAUGCCCCCGGCGAUCCUGUGGAGAAGUGGCUUAAUGACUUGCUGUGCCUGGACUGCCUCAAUAUCACCAGGAUAGUCUCGGGCUGCCCUCUGCCCGAGGCCUGUGACCUGUACUAUGUGAAUCGAGACACGCUCUUCUGUUAUCACAAGGCAUCGGAAGUUUUUCUGCAGCGGCUGAUGGCUCUCUAUGUGGCUUCCCAUUACAAGAAUUCUCCCAAUGACCUCCAGAUGCUUUCAGAUGCUCCUGCUCAUCACCUAUUCUGUCUACUGCCACCAGUUCCCCCGACGCAGAAUUCUCUGCCAGAAGUCCUGGCUGUUGUUCAGGUGUGUCUGGAGGGGGAGAUCUCUCGUCAGUCCAUCAUGAACAGUCUGUCUCGGGGGAAGAAAGCUUCAGGCGAUCUUAUUCCGUGGACUGUGUCGGAACAGUUCCAGGACCCUGACUUUGGCAGUCUCUCUGGGGGAAGAGUUGUUCGCAUUGCUGUUCACCCAGAUUAUCAAGGGAUGGGCUAUGGCAGUCGAGCUCUUCAGUUGUUGCAGAUGUACUACGAGGGCAAAUUCCCCUGCCUUGAGGAAAAGGAGAUCCAAGAGUCAAAAGGAAUCAGCACCGUGAGCAGUGAGGCUGUCAGCUUGUUGGAAGAGGUGGUGACUCCUCGCAAAGACUUGCCCCCUUUACUUCUCAAACUGAGUGAGAGACCUGCUGAAAAUCUGGACUAUCUGGGGGUUUCCUAUGGCUUGACCCCGAGGCUGCUAAAGUUUUGGAAGCGAGCUGGCUUUGUUCCCGUUUACCUCCGACAAACCCCGAAUGACCUGACAGGAGAGCACUCGUGUGUUAUGCUCAAGAUGCUGAGUGAAGAGGAGGAGGCCGAGCAGGAGCCCUGGCUUUCUGCCUUCUGGAAAGAUUUCAGAAGGAGGUUCUUGUCCCUGCUGUCUUAUCAGUUCAGUACGUUCUCCCCAUCGCUGGCCCUGAAUAUUCUACAGAACAAGAAUAUUGGGAAGAAAGUCCUGGCAGCGUUGAGUCGGCAAGAACUGGAAGCAGUCUUCAUCUCAUACGACCUGAAGAGGUUAGAGAUGUAUUCACGGAACAUGGUGGACUAUCACCUGAUCAUGGACAUGAUCCCGACCAUCUCCAGAAUGUAUUUCCUGAACCAGCUGGGAGAUAUGUCCCUGUCUGCUGCCCAGGCGGCGCUGUUGCUGGGGAUUGGAUUGCAGCACAAAUCUUUGGACCAAAUGGAAAAGGAGAUCGAGCUCCCCAGCAGCCAGCUCAUGGGCCUUUUUAACCGAAUCAUCCGCAAAGUAGUGCAGUUGUUCAGUCUCAUCCAAGAGAAGGCCAUAGAGGAGCAGAUGGUGGCAACAAAAGAUAUUGUAAUGGAACCGACCAUUAAAUCUUUGAAUGAUGACCUGAAUGAAGCUGCUAAGGAAUUCCAGGAGAAACACCAAAAAGAAAUGGGGAAGCUAAAGGAAAUGGACCUCUCUCAAUAUAUAAUCCGUGGUGAUGACGAGGAGUGGAAUGAGGUUUUGAACAAAGCAGGACAAAAUGCAUCGUUGGUCAGUCUGAAGAGUGACAAGAAAAGAAAAUCAGAAGGGGAAAAAGAACCAAAGCAGAACAAAAAGUUGAAGAAGAACAGAAAUAUGAAGCAGAAAAAGGAUAUGAAGCAGAAGCGGAGGAAAUAAUUUCUCCAGUGGACUUGGACGGUGAUCAGUUGACACGCUGUCAGGAUCCCGACUGACUGAGAAAAGCUGUUUCCUGGGCUACCCAGAAACAGCGCUGUGAUUUUUCAAAUAGACUGAAGACCGGAGAGAUGCCAGCGGCCAGAACGGGGCCUGAGGCUGGGAGAGCCAGAUACUCUUCUGGAGGCCCAGAGCAGGUCUCGGCAACAGAUAGUUUCGAUUACAUCCCGAACCCCAACCCGCUCAUGGCUGAUUGGGCCCCCGGAAUCUGGGGGUUGCCCUUCCUGGUCUCCUUUGGGCUCUGGUCCUCUCUUUGUUUCACUGGACUCAGCUUUGCCAUCACCUGUCCACGUAUCCUGAGGAAAGCAGCAGGGGCUAGCUCUCCCCAGGCUCCGCAGGGACUGACCUAGAAAAAAGCCCGUAGGACCGAGAGUCUAACCAAAGGGCUCCCAGUGCAGGCUGGACUUCUUUGGGGUUCCAGCCCCUCUGCAGCCUCCAGGGGGCGCCAUCUGGCCUUGGAAACCACCCUCUGCAACCAAGGAGCUGCUCCCUGGGCUCCUGGAGAGUUUUGGGAGCGUUGCUCUCUUUAGCUCCUUUCACUGGUGCACGCUACCUGCUGCCCCCUUGCAUCUCUGGCGGGGGGAGAGAACUUAAGCUGCGAAUGGUGGUGUUCCCUUUCUCUCGAUUUGGAACUUCUGAACAUUUACAUUAGACAUUAUGGGUAGGGAUGCUGGGAACUGCACCUUUGAUCAGCUGGGGAGGGUGGCUUAGGUCAGGUAUAUAUCGCUUCUUUUUGUUGUUUUCCAUUGAGAAAAGAGGAAACACAUUAAAAUCCUGCAGUUGCAUUUGUUGCCUCUGAGAAUCCUCAGUGGCCUCGUUUCAAA